Adineta steineri is the source of this 912-nucleotide messenger RNA. Lineage: Eukaryota; Metazoa; Rotifera; Eurotatoria; Adinetida; Adinetidae. The record is from the annotation of a GenBank genome assembly.
AUGAGUGAAGAAUUGUUUCAUAAUGUAAAUCUUGGUUGGAAUCAAAUAACAUUAUCACGAAAUGAAUUAUUUUUAAUAAUUGUUCUUAUUGGAAUAUUUCUUCAUAGUUUAUUAUGGUUUCAAUUAUUAAUUUAUAAAAUAAGAAUAGAUCUUACAUUUUUCUUUAGUUUAACUUAUUUAUUAACUGAUUUUAUGAUAAUGUUAGCAUUUAUAAUUCAAUAUAUUAUUCGUACAAAUUUCCAAAGAUCAACACAUGGUUUUGUAUGUUAUUUUGAAGCAUAUUUUAUUGUUUAUAUUGAUAUUAUUGAAACAAUAUGUUUAACUUUUAUUAGUAUUUGUCGAUAUUAUGAAAUUGUAUUGAAUAAAAAUAUUUAUAUAAAUUAUCGAAAAUUAAUUUUAUUUAUUUCAAUAAUUCUUGCAAUUUUAAUAAUAAUUAAUAUGUUUAUUCAAAAUUAUUUUAGUUGGUCAAUUGUUCUUGAUGAAAUCGGUUCAAGUUGUUCAAUUAAUAAUAAAAAUAUUUAUGUUAUCAUUUUCAAUGAAAUAAUUUUCUUUUUUAUUCCAAUAAUUCUUUGUUUUUAUUUAAAUAUUCAAUGUUUAAUUUAUUUAAAAAAAAGAAAUUGUUCAAAAAUGAAUAAUAACAAUUAUAAAUUAAUCAAUCGUUUUCUCAUAUUUUAUAUAAUUUGGUUAAUUCUUUGGGGACCAUUUGUAUUUAUUGAACAAUUUUAUACAAAAUUCAUAACAAAUCAAAUUGAAUUUAUUGUUAUUUUAUUAACUACAUUAGACAACACUAUUGAUGCAAUUCUUGUUUCACAUUUAGAUCAACGUUUUAAAAUUGUUUGGAAAAAAACUUAUUCUUUAAUUAAAACGAAAUUAAAAUUCAAAAGAACAUUAAAAAUACAUUCAAUUAUUUAA